AUGAGUAUGCCAGCCGUGCCCCAUGCCUCCCUCCAGUUCGGCAUCGAGAUCGAAUUACUCCUGGGCGGCCGCAAGAAAGCACACUCAUCCUGGAAAAGCCUCGCCAACGAACUGAGCAGACGCCUAGCAGCCGCUGGUAUCUCCAAUCACAUCAACGAUGGGGUUGACAAGGCCGUCGAGCACUAUCGCGAGUACUCGAUCGUGCGCGAGGUCACUAUCCCGAAUCAGCUCGCAAAGGGCCUGUGGGGGAUAGAGCUCGUCUCACCUGUCUAUCCAGCCUCUUGGCACUGGGCAGCCGAUAUGGAGCUGAUCUUCUCGACCAUCAGGCACUACUUCGUCAUGGCACCCAGCCCGCACUGCAGCACACACAUCCACGUCUCGGCGACGCCCGUGUCCUUGUCGCCCGCCGAGCUUUCUGCGCUGGCCAAGGCUGCCCUGUACUUUGAACCGGCCCUCGACCAGCUCGUCCCAGCCGACAGGCGCAGCAACCGGGCCAGCGUGGCCCUGCGGUCUCUGAGCCUGCCGGACUGCCUGGUCAUGGUGGACGCCACGCUGGACCUGCCGGGCCUGGUCGGGAGCAUGAACCUCUUCCCCGCGACGUCGACAUAUGGGAGAGCACACGGCAAGAAGCACGACUUUGUCCGGGGAAAGGUGUACAAGUGGGACUUCUCGAGGAUGCUGCCUCGGUCAUCCUCUUCCAAGAGCAGCGCCACGAGCCUGGCCCAGGGCACGGUGGAAUUUCGCCAGCCUCCGGGGAGCCGGUCUGCCGAGGACGCCAAAGGCUGGAUCACCCUGGUGUUGGCCCUCGUGGCGGGUGCUACCAGGACGACGUCCUGGGCACCUCUGGGUGCUGCAGGGUCAGAAGGGGCCACGAUCGGGGAGCUAUGGGCGCUGAUUGUGACUGGCGCCUCUAUGCUAGGCUGGGACGGGGUAGGCGAUGCAGCUGCUAUCUUUUCCAAGAGGACCGUGUAA
Diaporthe citri is the source of this 972-nucleotide messenger RNA. RefSeq lists its product as uncharacterized. NCBI's taxonomy places the organism in Eukaryota, Fungi, Ascomycota, Sordariomycetes, Diaporthales, Diaporthaceae. The transcript has 3 exons. Bases 1 to 972 code for a protein of 323 amino acids. The record is from RefSeq and is a predicted model, not a curated record.